Molecule: messenger RNA, 1250 nt
Organism: Nymphaea colorata (pocket water lily)
Lineage: Eukaryota; Viridiplantae; Streptophyta; Magnoliopsida; Nymphaeales; Nymphaeaceae
Product: AP2/ERF and B3 domain-containing transcription factor RAV1-like
Exons: 1
Coding region: 76-1239 (387 amino acids)
Biological process (GO): regulation of DNA-templated transcription
Molecular function (GO): DNA-binding transcription factor activity; DNA binding
Source: RefSeq, a predicted model, not a curated record
ACAAUUUCUUCUUUUCUCGAAACACUUUUCAACGUCAUUUCACCAUUUCCUGGCAGGUUUUCUGCUAGCUUCUACAUGGCCUGCAACACUAGCAUGGAAAUAUGCAGCCAACUGUCGAGCAAUUGCUUCGAGCCCGUCGAAUCCAUGUCCAGGCUCGAAAGGCUCGGCAGCGGCAUCACCACCGCCACCACUACCACCACCGCCACGGCCACCAACCUGGUGGUGGACUCUGACACAGGCGAGUCAUGGCCACCAACGAGGAAGAUCUCGUCCUCCAAGUACAAAGGAGUCGUGCCGCAGCCCAACGGCCGGUGGGGCGCUCAAAUAUACGAGAAGCACCACCGCGUCUGGCUCGGCACGUUCGCCACCGAGGCCGAGGCGGCGAGGACCUACGACGUCGCGGCGCUCAAGUUCAGGGGCAGAGACGCCAUUACCAACUUCAAGGAGUCGUCGGAGGACGAGGUUCAGACGUGGUUCCUCGGUUGGCAUUCCAAGGCCGAGAUCGUCGACAUGCUCCGGCGGCACACUUAUCAGGACGAGUUCGUGAUCGCGAAGCAGAAUAGGAAGAGAAACAUGACGGCCCUGGGCGUGACGGCCAUGUGCGACGGAGAGCUCCUAGGGCGAGAGGAGCUCUUCAGCAAAGUCAUGACGCCGAGCGACGUGGGCCGACUGAACAGGCUGGUGAUUCUGAAGCAGCACGCCGAGAAGUACCUGCCGGCGGCAAAGCGGGAAGGGGUGCUGCUGGCGUUCGAAGACGAAGGCGGGCGAGUGUGGAGGUUCAGGUACUCAUACUGGAAGAGCAGCCAUAGCUAUGUCUUCACUAGAGGGUGGAGCAAAUAUGUGAAGGAGAAGAACCUCAGGGCGGGGGACGUGGUGACCUUCGCUAGGUCCACCGGCGCAGACAAGCUGAACUACAUCAGUUGCACCGCGAACCCAGCUGCGCACAAGUUCCACCACAUGACAUUACACGAUAACUACUUAAUGUGGCAGCUCUUCCCCGAAAGAGAGUCUUCACCGCCGCCGCCGCCGCCGGCGCUGCAGCCACCACCGCCACCGACCGUGCCGGUGCCGCUCCAGCAGCCGCAGCAGAAGUUGGUCAGGCUCUUUGGGGUCGAGCUGGCCAAGACUCCAGAGGUUCAUCUUCUCAACAGAAACAACAAAAGGGCGGGUGAGUUGGAGUUGACAAAGGGUGGGCGCCCUAACAAGCAAAGGGUCCUAGGUUUUUAUGUCUCAUGUUGAAUUAUUUGUAA